Hyaloscypha bicolor E is the source of this 1788-nucleotide messenger RNA. RefSeq lists its product as uncharacterized. The coding region runs from base 1 to 1788 and encodes 595 amino acids. NCBI's taxonomy places the organism in Eukaryota, Fungi, Ascomycota, Leotiomycetes, Helotiales, Hyaloscyphaceae. The record is from RefSeq and is a predicted model, not a curated record. The transcript has a single exon.
AUGGCACAUCUCUCCAAGCCCCAUAGCGCCUUAUCAAAUGCCGCGCCCAAGAAACAAAAAACGCAAACUUGGGAUCCUACAAGGUUGCUUGGAUACCAUUGCCUCGAAGAGCAGCCCAUCGAAGUGUCCUCGACUUCGAGAAGACUUCUAACCCCUGUCAAGAGGACCCCAAACCGCCUAUUUCGCCCACCCAAAAGCUCUAAGCGCAGACGCUCAUCUAACACAACUCAUGUUUCAUCUCAACCAACUUCAGCGCUCUGCGAUACCGAAGAAGACCUUGAUCCAGAAACUAUUUUCAACUCGGUUGAAUCAGAUGCGGACAAGGAAAAGCCCAACACUACGGCCGACGAAGCCUCAGAGCCAUUACCAAACAGUGAUACUGCUUCCUCUGCGGGAUUGCCAUCAACCUUCGCUACUGUUACUUUGGAUCCCGCUUCUCAGGGUGGUGCGCCGAGCACCACAAACCAGUUUACCACAACCCUCGCCAGUAGCAAGAAAAGAAAAGCUGUCCACUUUGCCGAUAGCCUCAAAGAUACAGACCCUACGCCGGCAAGAUUAAAAAGAAUCUUCCUAAGAUCACACGUAGAAAACUCCGAACAAGACCAAGAACUGCUUCACGAAUUCAGAAAAGUCGGCUCUCUCAACGACGCAAUUUGGUACACGGGCCCGACUGUCGUCAGAAAAAUCGCACGGUCUUUGAACAAAGAUCUCGCUCUCUCUCUUGUUCACACUAUUGUACCGGAAGUGCGCAUGACAGCCAGAAAUAGCAACAAGCCCCGGCCGUCUGCUGAAAAGGUCGCACUACUCAAACAAGCACUCCUCCGCUUCCUGGAUGGAAAGACCCAUAAACGGUACCUCUGCCGGGACUGCGAAAUCUUCCACUCUAUCCCCAAAAAACGAUAUGUUCCAGAUCCAGAUAAUCCCGAUGAGAAUUACAGGGCCUGUGCUUCUCAGUACAUAAUCGGCUACAGACAACUCAAGGGCCGGCCUUUCCCACUGCCAUUUCGCUUCUCGCAGAUUCAGUUUGCAAUGAAGCUCUACCGACAAGGCAUAUAUUACAAUUCUCUACUGGUGAGCCCACUCCAUGGUUGGACAAUAGACUUCUUCCUAGGACUCACUAUCAUCCGGAGCUCGGAGGUGUAUCCUGUGAAAGGGAGACUGCUCAACCGGAUGCAGCACUGGUUCCACAUCUCUCCCGACAUCGAAAAUCCGCUCUCGAAGGCAGAACUAAUCGAGGAGUGCCUAGAAACCGAUAUAACCGAAAAUAGACUGGCGGUUUUGUGUCGUCACUUGAACAAGAAGAGUAUAAAGUAUACGCUUUGGGAUUUUGAGAACCACGAUAACGAUUCCAAGGUGAGAAGAUGCGAUUUUUGCGCGCUGGAGUACCGAUUUGAUUGGUAUGAUGUUGGUAAAUAUGGCUCAGGCAUCGUCUUGACAAUCUGGAGAGACUUUGGGCAGUGCUUGACACCCUUCGAUCCUCGCUGGAUGGCACACUUCGAUGAGUUUAAAGACAAGAAAUAUAUCACCAAAUUCAAGAAGGACUUAGGGUGCGGAGCUGCUUUCAGCUCGACAGCUCAGCCAAAACCGAGGUGGCACGAUGAUAUGGAGCCCGCAGCACUGGACUGGGCUGUGGGAACGAUCCAGAAGAUGUUCGAAGGGAAUGAGGGGUUCGAUCUGCAGGAAUGCGUUCGAAUAAUGCUGGAACCUGAACGAAGGCAGCCCGCGGAUUUCGUGAGCUUGCCUGAAAGAAGAAUUGAGGGUUACAAGAAAAUGGGUUUUGCAAUGUAG